Molecule: messenger RNA, 825 nt
Organism: Blastocystis hominis
Lineage: Eukaryota; Bigyra; Opalinata; Blastocystidae
Exons: 5
Coding region: 1-825 (274 amino acids)
Source: RefSeq, a predicted model, not a curated record
AUGUCUCCUGUGGCUGCAACUGCAACUGCGACUGCAACUGCUCCUACCCCUACAGCUUCUCCUGUUCCUUCUGAAGGGCUCGAUGACCCUGUUGAUGAUGUAUUAAACGAAGUGUUUGGCUUAUCAGACGAUCAGCAACAAGAUCAGCAACAAGAUCAGCAACAAGAUCAGCAACAAGAUCAGCAACAAGAUCAGCAACAAGAUCAGCAGCCACAACCACAACCACAACCACAACAAAACCAAUCACAACAACAACAAGACCAACCACAACAACAACAACAAGACCAACCACAACAAGCAACGGGUAACCAGGAUAGAAAUCGCUCGAUUGCCGAUUCUCUGAUCCGCAAUAUCAACGAAGCUUCCCAGCAACUCAUGCACCAAAAUAGCAACGAUGCAACUGUGCGCGCGCUAGCGGCUUAUAACAGUUAUCUUCCACAGUAUGCCGCGUUUCUACAGCGCAAACUCCGCGAAUCCAACUUCCGUCCGAGCGCUUGGGGCGAAAUGCAGCAAGCCAUGCAGCAGCAUAUUCAACUCACGCAGACGCUCAUGCGAUUGCCAGCGCCAGCGCCGAAUCGAAAUGACAUUCAGCGCGUUGAUGUGAUCGCGACAACAAUUCCGAUGGUGAUGGGGCAGAACGGAGAGAGAGGGUUCGAUCAACAGCAGAUAAACCAGAUUAUGCAACAAAUUAGAGGCGUAGUUGGAGGAAAUAAUAGUCAGGGAAAUGAGUCAGGAGGAAAUAGUGGUAAUAAUGGCAGCAAUGGUAAUAACGGAAAUAAUAAUUCGAAUCCUGACAACAAUGAUUACAAUGGGAUGUAUCUGUAA